AACGCUUAUUCAUUUAGAAAAUAAGGAAGACAAUAGCAUCGCACGCGACAAAUCGAGUGAAAUCAUUUCCACUAAUAAAUAAGAAUAGAUUGCUUUUUUUGUAAAAAAAAAUUGCUAUAUUUCCGUCAGCCGAAUUGGCUUUAAGUAGAAGGAAUAGUUUUUUUAAUUUGUACAAUGUUCUAACACGGACCUCCUGCAUAGGAACCAGUUGAAUCACAAAAGCAAUACCGUAGCCAAAUGCAAGAUUAUGGCAGCGAGGGUUCGAGUAAGCCUGGUGAGAGCCGCGGCGGGAAAGCGGAGGCGGGCAGGGCGAGCGCGCACCACGGCGACUGCUACCAAGGACCCUCGCAUCAGUAUCCCUUGAUGACGCAGAAGACCUUUAGUGGCAGCAGCAAAGAAUUACCUGAACAAAACCCUGGAAAUUACAGCAGAGGUACUCCUGGAAUAUACGAAACCUCUUCCUCCAGCCAGCAGUAUCAGAAUCCAAGGUACAAUAAUCCAUCGGUUCCAACAUUCAGCUCACCACCUAAUUCUCCUCUCGUGGGUUUGGUUUUUGACCCUUCUUCAUCGAGCUACAGCGGACCGGGGAUAAUGACUGAUCGUCUUAAUUCUGACAGACGCUCUCAGAGUUCGUGGUCCACUUCUAACCAGGAGCCGAUUGGAACCGGAGCCAAAAAGAAAAUCGUAAAGAGUCAAGACACAAAGAAUGCUUACAGUAGUGAUAUUCGUUAUCACGAACGAUACAAAGACAACAGUACCGAAAUAGAACGUUUAAGAAAACAGGACAAGACACUGAAAUCUGAGUCUACGUCAAGUCUUGACUUUUUUCUCGAAGGUGAAAGAAUGGUUUCGGAACUCUGUAAUAUAUCCGAUCCAAAUGCAAAUCUACGAAGCGAUGCUGGUAAUUCCAAACAGAAUACAAAGACGAUUAAUCAAGAAGAUGAUAAAAAUAGCCGCUGUGGAUCGUCCGAUGUUCUUCUGACUGCUUUAGAUAAAAUUGUUAUUCACGAUCAGAUUCCAAACCAAAUCGUACAAUUAGCUAUAGAAGCCUGCACAGAUGCUGAAAAUAUAGCAAUAGCGCAUCACAACAGGCCCUGCUUCAAAAAUAUACAUUCCAUUUGCGCCAAAACUAGAUCCAAUGUUCAAAAACCAGACAGCGCAGUCGCCAACUUACAUUCCCAAGGCAUACCGUGGGUAAUAAAAAACUUUAUUUUCUCCUUUGUACGUAUUCUCGACGGUUGGAAAGGUGUUAAAGAAUUGCUGAGCGAAAAACACGACACAUUCUCGAGAAUUGAAAACAAAUACUACAGCCCUAAUAUACGAGAAUGCUUCGUCCAAUGGCAAGCGGUCACUAAAGAAAUGUUGACUCAUAUUUAUAAAACUUUCAAAUGUCUAGACCAUGGCUUUACAAUGGAGCAAAAAAGUUUCACUCAUAACUAUUAUGCCACAAAUUCCGCAGCUCCUAGACACCAAAAUCCAAAUAAAUUUCAACAAACUAAGCCACAUGUUAGUACCCCGAGACCAGUUAACGUGUCACCUCAACUUUACAACGCAAUACAGCCGCCGUGGAUUCAAAAUCAAAAUCAAGUCGUUUGUCAAUCAUUUAACGAUGGGCCUUGGCCGGCUCGAUCAGGGGUGAGCUAUAAAAAGUUUCCCGUAGCACCACCGCAGAAUUCCCAUAACUUUUAUCCCCUGAGCGAUCAAUCUGAAAUAGACUCGUUUCAAAGAUCUCAAAUAAAAUGCGACCCUUGCAACGUUCGCGAGACGAAACCUCGCCAAUCUUGGACUAUUUCAAAUAUGCCUGACUUCCGUGUUUUAGAAAGCAUGUGUUACGCGGAUCAAAGAGAAUUAUACAACCAACUUAAACAUAAAAUGGAUGCAGAACUCGGCAAGGCUCCUGGUCAACCUCUUUUGGGAAAUACGCCAUGCGAUAUGAUGCACCGUAAAGACUUAGAUCUUAAAGCUAAAAUGAUACCUUUAAGUCACGUGGAAAAAACUUUAAUUCCAAGCAUGGCAUCGAAUAACGAAGUACGAGGAUGUUAUGUACAAAAAAAUAAUAGUUGUGGCGACACAAAAGAAGAGGCUGAUUUUUUUGCGGCGUGGGGUCAGAUGGUUCAAAAAGAACCCAAUGAAUUUAUAACUCAUCAUUCGCACAACAUUCAGAUUCCGUCUAAUGUUGUGCUUCCUACUAAUAUAUCUGGCCCCGUGCAAUUUAUUGAUCCUGAAAAUGAUGAGUUUCAUGAAAUGAGUAAAGUUUAUAUGAAACCUGGAAGUUAUAAAGUUCCAAUAAAACCUGCCGAUCCUGUUACACCUUUCGGUAUAGGUAAUUCUCAAGACGUAACCUUUGAUAACUGCAUUGACGAUAAUGCAGCUAUGAAAUUGAAAGUACCAUUUCCUCCAGUAACAUUGGCACCGCAGCCAAAAUAUAAUAUGGAAUCAUGGCCGUGUUUGAUACCCAGACGUUCGGAUGACGUAAUGGGUGAAGAUCAAAAAAUGGUUGCCAGACCGUUACUACCAGGUUUGGACUUAAGAAACGUAGAUACUCUGGAUGUUCUGAGCGCGUUGACAUCAGACCGUGCAUGGGAAGCUGCAAAACAAUCGGUGCCAAAAUUUGUAGAUCUUUUACAGGAGGGUUCUAAAUCAGAUACAGCUCGAUUGUAUGAUGCUUUAGGACUUGGUGGCAGCGACGAAUAUUCCGAUGAGUUUAAAGAGGCAAAAAGCAAAAUAGAAAGUAACGACCUUGGACCUUGGACGACAGAAGCACACAAUAAGAAUUUUGCAAUGAAAUCCUUACCUGAUUUAUGGGAUGUAGACAAAGGUAAUGCAGUGCAAAGCGAGUGCACGGGUCAGCCGCACACUGAUUGUGGCACGACUAAAAACUCGGACCAAGAAAUAAAACCGUUCGAUAGAAAUGAAUACAAUGAGACAUCUUUACCUAAGAAUGCAGAAACGAAAGAGAAUGUACGUUGUCCUAGUUUUGAUCAUACCGGCAACUAUAUUCGAGACGACAAGGAGAAGAAAUCUAUUGGUAAAUCCAAGGUAUCUGUAUCCGGCAUGUGGUACCAUCCUAAAAAGAAGAAGCCUCUUCCGGCUUCUGUUAAUAAAAAAUUUGAAUAUAUUUUGAAAAAGUUUUCUCAAAUUAAUGAAUAUACUUUUAUUCAACACGAUAUGGAUAUAAAAGUGGCUCCGAGAUUUUAUGAAGUUGUCAAAUAUCCAAUGUGUCUUCACGAUAUAUCAACUAAAUUGAAAAAUUCCUCGUACAAUGAUUAUGACCAAGUCGUUCAAGAUUUUAGACGAAUCUUUAACAACGUUAGACUGUAUCUUAAGACGUAUCCAGAUGCAGCAAUGAAGAAAAAUAUAAACAAACUUUCAGCGGACUUUGAUAGAAUGUUGAACGAUGAAUUUCAGAAUAAAUCAGAGUCUAAACCUAAAGCUCAAGAUGGGAUCGAGAAUCUUGAUAAUUGCAGCAAGAAAACUGAAAAAGACAAUAUUCCUAAAAAUAACGAACAUAAUACUGAAACAAACAGGAAAGAUUCCAAGCCCAAAUGAGGUACUGAGAGGUGGACGUCUCAAUUAUGUUAUGGUCAGUUGAAGUAAAUUUUAACA
Messenger RNA from Papilio machaon (common yellow swallowtail), 3606 nucleotides. RefSeq lists its product as uncharacterized. The transcript is spliced from 6 exons. The record is from RefSeq and is a predicted model, not a curated record. Gene Ontology annotation, molecular function: protein binding. Bases 238 to 3549 code for a protein of 1103 amino acids. Lineage: Eukaryota; Metazoa; Arthropoda; Insecta; Lepidoptera; Papilionidae.